Messenger RNA from Gregarina niphandrodes, 657 nucleotides. RefSeq lists its product as hypothetical. NCBI's taxonomy places the organism in Eukaryota, Apicomplexa, Conoidasida, Eugregarinorida, Gregarinidae. The transcript has a single exon. Bases 1 to 657 code for a protein of 218 amino acids. The record is from RefSeq and is a predicted model, not a curated record.
AUGGCUCUGCAACAAUUCGACUUCAAGAUCGUGUACAAUCCUGGUACAGCUCAAGAACAAGUUGAUAUAUUUACCAGAGAUGUCGACUUUACCGCUGCUGAUGAAUUUGUUGACAAACACCUUGGUAUGGUAAAUACGUUAAGUCCAAUUGAAGAUAGAGCUGCGAGACAACAAGAACGACUAAUCGGUGAAGAGGUUGCAUCUAUUCCAAUUAAGACGAAGUCGAAGGUCGAUACGGGUGUCAUACCAAAUCUGAAGGCAGACAGCAAUUUUCCAUCGAUUGAGGAAUUUGUUCAUGCUGCCAAAGAAAUUACGUCAGUACCAGACGGGUGCAUAAUACAGGAAGAUCUGCUCGUUCAUGCGAAGAGUGGACUCAUGUUUGUCCCUGAAAUUUUGAGAGCCCGAAUACUAUACUACUAUCACUACAGCAGAAUCGGUGCACAUCAAGGAGCACAGAAGAUGAUCGUCAGGAUAAAGAAGCACUUCUACUGGCCCUUGUUGGCGAAAGAUUGUGUCGAUUUCACUGCUGGUUGCCUUACAUGGCAAAGAAGAAUGAAUGUUGUCAAUUUGGUUGGAAAAGGUGUCUUGCUAUCCACUGAUUUCAACCUGUUAGUUUCGGUUGAUGCGAUAGGACCAUUCAUGUAUAAGAAUGUGUGA